Molecule: messenger RNA, 759 nt
Organism: Scedosporium apiospermum
Lineage: Eukaryota; Fungi; Ascomycota; Sordariomycetes; Microascales; Microascaceae
Exons: 2
Coding region: 1-759 (252 amino acids)
Biological process (GO): DNA recombination; positive regulation of mitochondrial DNA replication
Cellular component (GO): mitochondrial large ribosomal subunit; nucleus
Molecular function (GO): single-stranded DNA binding; DNA strand exchange activity; structural constituent of ribosome
Source: RefSeq, a predicted model, not a curated record
AUGAGCGCGGUACCAUUAACGAGGCCAUCUCUGGUCUCCCAGCUGUCGGUUGGCGUCUCCCGAAUGAGCAUACGGCAAGGCCACUACAAGGCACGCUAUCGACAACCUAAGCCUGAGCUCACUGGUUACCCGGAGGGCUGGGGCGAGAAGAUUUGGAUCUUCCAUGAGGUCAGGUCACAUCAGGUUGUGUACUCGCACACGAAAGUACUAGAUGUAUACAAAGCGAUGAAGCAGCUCCCCUUCGCCGGGAAAAAGACCAAACCCGCCAAAAUCCGAAAAGACCUCUGGCGCCACCUUGCCCUCGUACAAUUCCCCGAAGGCAAGGGUGAAGUAGGCCGAUCCGUCUUCGCCAAGCUACGCGAGUUCCGGAAACGUCACGAGCUCGAAUGGGACGACGAUAUGUUCUUCGAGAAGCGCGAGGACGGCGGGAAGAGGGUGCUCACGCGCCAGGAGAGGGGAAUGAAGAUUCGCGAGCAGGUGCCUAACGCGGUGGCUGAUCUUGCCGCCGUGCUGGCUGGUGUCGGGAAGUCGAACAAGAUGUGGAUAGAGGGCCAGCCAGAGGGAGUGCAAGACGCAGCCGAGAGCGCGGAGGCGCAGGACAAGCUGCACCAGGCUACGGUUUACUGGUCGAACGAUAGAUUCAAGGCCCACGCGGAGAGUUGGACACCAAACGUGACGCAUGAUCUUUUGGAAUCUGUGGCGGAGACUCCGGCUCAAGUUCCAGCCGAGGGUGCUACGGCCGAAGGGCAAUCUGCUUGA